UUAAAGCCAUCCCAUGCUAUCUUUCAUUUCAUCAUCAAAAUUCAAAACCAACAAAAGACUACUAAUAAUUAAUUAAUUCGAUGAAGAUGAGAAGGAAUAAUAUUCAUACCAUUCUUGUGCUGGUUUCUCUUAUGGCAGUUGUUAUUACUAGUGCUGUUGGUGAUGACGAUGACGGUGAUGACGAUUACAGAGAAAUCUAUAACAAUCAUGGAGUAGGGCUUCGGAUGAAUUUUUAUGGAAAAAGUUGUGAAACACUUGAGAAAACAGUACGUGAUAUUACGUGGGCCAAGGUUAGUGCUGAUCAAACCAUGGCUGCUAAGCUACUAAGGCUACACUACCACGAUUGUUUCGUCCGGGGAUGUGAUGCAUCAAUCUUGAUUGAUCCAUUAAACAGUGAUGACAAUACGACAGAGAAGAGUGCUAUUCAGAAUCGAUCGGUGAAAGGAUAUGAAGUAAUUGAUGAAAUUAAAGAAAAGCUUACAAGUGAAUGCCCUGAUGCUCAAAUUUCAUGUGCUGAUAUUGUUGCCUUAACAGCCCGAGAUGCUGUUUCUUACCCCAACAAAAAGCCUCUAUGGCCGGUGUUCACAGGGAGAAGAGACGGAAGAGUGUCACUGGCCACAGAAGCAUCAAGGGACUUGCCUUCCGCAUCAUCAAACUUCAACACUCUUUCUACCCACUUUGCCAGAUUUAAUCUUGACGAAACUGAUCUCGUUGCCUUAUCUGGUGCACACACUCUUGGAGUAACACAUUGUCCAUUAAUGUUUCGGAGAUUGUACAACUUCACCGGUAACGGAGACACAGACCCUGCUUUGGACCCAGACUAUGCAACAAUGCUUAAAGCUACAUGCCCACCACCAGCAAACCCUAGGACAACUGUGGAGAUGGACCCUGGGAGCUCUUUGAUCUUCGACAGCCAUUACUAUGAUGGUGUUACAAGAAAUCAAGGAGCCUUCUCAUCUGACGCUGCGCUUCUCACUAACCCACUGGCUGCCCGUCUUGUCGAAAGCUUUCGCGACUUUGAUACUUUUAAGUCGGCAUUUGCUCGUUCUAUGGUCCAUAUGGGCGCCAUUGAUAUUCUUACGGGUGAUGAGGGCGAGAUCAGAACUAAUUGUCGAUUUAUUAAUUAAUAAUUUAAUAAUUAAGUUUGUUAUUAUUUUUUUUAUGUGAAAAACAAUAAUACUCAAUAAGUCGAGUGGUGGUUGAAUUAAAAACCAUGCAUAACAUUUAUUAUUAUUGGCCAUGUUAAAAUAUGGCCACAAAUAAUGUGUAAUAUUUAUAAUUUGAGCUAUCAAAA
Messenger RNA from Cannabis sativa, 1294 nucleotides. Its product is annotated as peroxidase 24. The transcript has 4 exons. NCBI's taxonomy places the organism in Eukaryota, Viridiplantae, Streptophyta, Magnoliopsida, Rosales, Cannabaceae. Gene Ontology annotation, molecular function: heme binding; peroxidase activity. Gene Ontology annotation, cellular component: plant-type cell wall; plasmodesma. Gene Ontology annotation, biological process: hydrogen peroxide catabolic process; response to oxidative stress. The coding region runs from base 81 to 1127 and encodes 348 amino acids. The record is from RefSeq and is a predicted model, not a curated record.